AUGACUUUACCGUUGGUAAUUCUUCUAUUUUAUACAGGACAAACGAAAUGCGCAAAACCACAAAGUGUCAACCUAGCACUGGAAACUGUGCUUGAAUUCAACAAUGAAUCAGAUAUAACCUUUGUGGACACAGUCCAAGAUUUCUUAAACAAGGUCAAAUCUACGCUACAAGAAUCGUUUCGAAGCAAUAGAGACAGAGGUUCCAGAAGUUUCCAUAAAAUAAAUAUAGAAUCACUACCUAAGAGUGAGGACAAAAAAGGUUAUAGAAGGUUUGCUAAACUAUCAGAAGUAAAUGAAAAACAUAGCAACACUAUAAAUAAACAAUCGAAAGAAUUGUAUCUUCAAAAAACUACAUACGAAACCAAUAUACAAAGUAAAACAUCACAUCACAAAAGUGCACUCCAAGAAGAAACCAGAAGGUUUGGUAUGCUAUCUUUUACAGAUUUCAUCGAAGACAGUGUAAAUGUACUCAAAACGUAUAAUGAUUUGGAUCUAACAUAUUUUAUGGAAUUACUCGACACAGAAAUAAACAACGACGAUUAUAAAAAUUGCGAAAUACAUGUAGAAGACUUCGGUCUGAGACGAUAUAUAUCUAAUAAGAUUUCAAAUGCUAGAGACACUCCAAUAAAGCACAUAAGACAAGGCCUAAGCAACAUUGUUAAUGAUCUAAGAAAUAACGACAAAAUGGGUAUUUUAUAUUCAUUCUUAAACUCUUUAGUAAAAAGACACACGCAACAGCGUUUCAAGAGUAUCCUAAAUCAUUUACAGCUGUACAGACGUCGGCAAAUGAAUCCGAUAAACAAUUUACGCUCGAUAGUACGGGAUAGCAUUCGAUCGAUAAUUACCGAUUAUAUUUGCAAUUUGAAUGAUGCGAAUCGGCGAAAGAUAAGAAGUAUUCUAAAAAUGAUUUUAGAGGAAGAUUCCAAUUCAAAAAAAUUAAAUAAAUAUCUUAGUAAACAGAACAGUAUCUUGAGAAGAGAAGAGAAGAAAAGGCCACAUGAAAAAGAAAACAAAAAAAGUAAAUUAGAUGAUGAGUCAACUAUAACAUCUAGCGAAGAAGAAAUGGCUAGUUUUGAGCAAAAAGAAAAAAUUAAAAACGCUAAGCAAAAACAUCAUGGAAGGUAUUCCUAUCAAGAAGCAGGUGAUAAAACCGUAGGGGAAAAGGUAUUCAAGGAAAAGAAGAUAAAGAAACAAAAGAACAAAACUUCGUGGAUAACUAACAAAGAUGAUACAUUAGAUUUGACAUUGAAUUUUGAAAAUUACAAAGAUUCAGAGAUUACUCUCUUUUCUAAAGAAACAAACCUUAAAGCUACGAAAAGAAAAACGACAACUGCAUCGGCAUCUGAAUUCAGUAGAAAACACUCUACAAACACUAACUUUGAAGACGACAGCUCAGUCAAGAAAAAAAGUCAGAGAAAAAUUAAAAGACUUAAACCACCUAAACAUUUAAAAACGUUUGUGACUUUAUAUCCAGAGCGAAUUCAUAUUUAUACAAAAAUGUUUCAAACAGAAAACAAAAAGACUACGAAAGUUAUAAGGAAAGGUUUUACUGUCAAAUCAAUUAACACCGAGAAAGUGAUGAGUGUUGGAGUUAAAUCUACUGAAGUAAAAAAUAACGCAUCAAAUGUUUCGCUUAAAAAAAGAUUUAAGAUCAAGUCUAAUAGAGAAACUACACACAAAAGACACGAAAGUAAAGGAAAAACGCAAAAUCCUGACACAAGUUUUACACAGUCUGUAGUAAACGAAAGCGAGGCUUUGGACCACUACGGUAGCUUAUAUAAGCAGAAGUUGAUAUAUCCGGACGUUAUUUAUCGUAAGAAAAACGGUUAUAGAAAAAGUAAUUUGGAUGAUGUAUUCGAUCCAAGAAACUUAACGAACGACGUCUUUACUGAGGAAUUUCUUGAUAAAGUAUUUAAUCAAUCAGAUCUUAUGGCAUCUGGUGAUGUUAUUACGCCGAGAACUUUUGGUACAUUAGCAUUUUGGAGUGGCACUAAAUCAAGAACAUUAGUCACAGUGUAUCCAAGGAAUUUUACUAAUAUGACCGACAUUAGCAUUGAUAGUUCUAGCAGUACUCAGGCUACAGUGUUUCAAGGGAAUAAUGCAUCGAAUCCAAAAGUAACCGUUUCAAAUACUACAGAAAAUGCGGUACAAAGCAGGAUAGUAAAUCGGUCGCAGAUGGAAAAUACGACUAAAAUUUUAAUAGAUAUACAACAGAUUAACAACACAAACACAGCCAACGCAACAGAGAUUACUAGUUUGAAAAAUUUGGCACCGAAAAGAAUUAAAGAGAUGGAUUUGAGGCGGCUAUUGGGCGACACAAUUGUGGAAGAUAGACACGAGAGUGUAAAGAAAGAGUUAGAUGAAAGAUUUCAAGAGGACCUGAAAAAAAUAUUUCUCACUUCAAAAGCAACAGCAGCAGCGUACGACGACUCAACUAAAGACCCCAUUGACGAGAUCGGAGAAGCUUUUGACAUAAGCUAA
Leptosia nina is the source of this 2481-nucleotide messenger RNA. The record is from the annotation of a GenBank genome assembly. Lineage: Eukaryota; Metazoa; Arthropoda; Insecta; Lepidoptera; Pieridae.